AUUCCAUCCUCCCUCCCGCUCCGACCAUCAUCCGUCCGUCGCUCUCCUCUUCCUAAAUCCCGUCCAACCGAUUCUCCACUGCUUUCAACUCCUUCGCUUUGCUGUCCUGUCUCUUGAAAUUUCGGCCUGAGAUCUUCUAUCUUUUCCGCCUGGUCGUCUACCGUAUCAGACACCACUACCUCUCGUGUCGGUCUUUGCCACCUGCCGCUGUGCCUAGUUCUUGGCCAUUCUCCCGAUAGCUCUCCGAUCAUCGCCCAUACCCCGCCGCCAUGUCGACCUCUGCCCGCCGUCGCCUCAUGCGCGAUUUCAAGCGUAUGCAAACCGAUCCUCCUGCUGGAGUUUCUGCUUCUCCCGUGGCAGACAAUGUUAUGACCUGGAAUGCGGUCAUCAUCGGCCCCGCCGAUACACCCUUUGAGGACGGCACAUUUCGACUCGUGAUGCACUUCGAAGAACAGUAUCCCAAUAAGCCCCCGGGUGUCAAGUUUAUCAGCCAAAUGUUUCAUCCGAAUGUUUACGGCACGGGCGAGCUCUGCCUGGACAUCCUGCAGAACCGUUGGAGCCCAACCUAUGAUGUGGCAGCGAUCCUCACCAGCAUUCAAAGCUUACUCAACGAUCCGAACACCUCAUCGCCCGCCAAUGUGGAAGCGUCGAACCUCUACAAGGACAACCGCAAGGAAUACAUAAAGCGGGUGCGCGAGACGGUCGAGAAGAGCUGGGAAGAUUAGAGUUGUGGUGCGGUGGCAAACUAUGAUAUACUAUUAUACGCGGGUUUUGGUUCCUUGGGUCUAUGGCGAUGCCAACGCCGUCUUGCCGCAUGUUUCACCUAGGCGUGAUGCCCUGGCAUGGCCAUGCCGUUGUGCGAAUGCAAGGGCCGUGAACCUGAGGGACUUGCACCCCGUUGAUGACGUGCACAGCGUGGGGUUUUGGCGCCUGGUUACAUUUUGAUCUUUUGUUAUCGCGAUUUCCCAUUGGUAUCCGUGAAUAGCUGCAUCAGUUUCAUUUUGUGUUGUUUCGCAUAAUGCAUUUUGAGUUUUGUUUUCCUCCGUGUGCUUUUCCGCUACUGCAUGUCAGAUAAUCGGUUCGGCAACUCGGCUUGCUUCGGGUUUCCUUUUUAUUUGAUUUGCUUAUCCCAGAC
Aspergillus homomorphus CBS 101889 is the source of this 1135-nucleotide messenger RNA. It is a transcript of the gene ubc2, whose product is annotated as E2 ubiquitin-conjugating protein RAD6. Gene Ontology annotation, biological process: protein polyubiquitination; DNA repair; proteasome-mediated ubiquitin-dependent protein catabolic process. The transcript has 4 exons. The record is from RefSeq and is a predicted model, not a curated record. Bases 270 to 725 code for a protein of 151 amino acids. Lineage: Eukaryota; Fungi; Ascomycota; Eurotiomycetes; Eurotiales; Aspergillaceae. Gene Ontology annotation, cellular component: HULC complex. Gene Ontology annotation, molecular function: ubiquitin conjugating enzyme activity.